AUGCCAGCUAAACGUGAAUUUCAAAAGACCAGCUUACCAUUACAGUUUGUUGUUGUAGGAGCAGGCUUGGGCGGUGUUUCCGCCUCGAUUGCAUUGUCGCUUGCCGGCCACAAGGUCAAAUUGUUGGAAGCAGCCCCUGAACUAGGUGAAGUGGGAGCAGGUAUUCAGAUCCCACCACCUUCGAUCAAGAUCUUGGAAGCUAUGGGCUGCUUAAAAGAGGUCGAUGCCGUCUCGAUCCACCCCACCGAUAUCUUGAUCCACAGGUACGACACCGGUGAAGUCAUCUCAAAGCAAAACUUGGUCCCCUAUGUCAAGGACAAAUACGAUGGAUUAUACUUGCAUAUCCACAGAGCACACUACCACGAGGUCUUGGUUAACAGAGCUAAGGAGUUGGGCGUCGAGAUCCAUCUUAACUCUCGUGUUGAGCUGGUUGACUUUGACACCAACUCAGUUCGCACUGCUGCUGGCGUCGUCCACACUGGUGAUGUUAUCGUCGGUUACGAUGGUGUCAGGUCAAAGACGAGAGAGGAGAUCACCGGUAAAGCGGGUGGUGCCUACGACACGGGCGACUUGGCCUACCGUGCCUUGAUCCCAACUGAAUUGUUGAAAACCGUGCCUGGCUUGGAGAAAUACUGGUCGCAUCCAGAUAUCCACUUCUGGUGGGGGCCAACUUUGCACAUUGUGAUGUACUUCUUGCAAGGUGGUAAGAUUUGUAAUGUUGUUGGUUUGUGUCCCGACACGUUACCAGAUGACGUCAUGAGAGAAGGCGCCAACCAUCAAGAGUUGAUCGAGGUCACCAAAGGCUGGGACUCGGACUUGCACAAGAUCUUCAACUUGAUCGACGAGGUCGGCAAAUGGAGAUUACAGGACUCGAGAGAAUUGGCCAACUGGGUUCCAGAGAAGGGUAAUGUCAUCAUAUUGGGCGACGCCUCACACCUGACUUUGCCUUAUUUGGCCUCGGGUGCCUCGCAAGCAGUUGAAGACGCUGCUGUCUUGGCUGGCUUGUUCUCCAAGAUUGAGUCCAAGGACCAAAUCCGCGAGAUCUUGACCAUGGUUGAGUCCAUGAGAAAAUGGAGAAGCUCGCAAGUGGUGAGAGGUUCUGCCAACUGCCGUAACAUCUACCACUUGGCCGAUGGCGAGGAGCAAGAAAUUAGAGAUUCCAAAUUGAAAGGCAAAGCUCCACAAUUGGGCUGUCCCAACAGAUUUGCUGAUCCAGUUUUCCAGGAUUUCCUUUGGGGUUACGAUGCUUUUGAAGAGAUUGAAAGAGGUUGGGCUGAGUACAAGUCGGGCAAGAUGCCAACUUAUGACUACCCAAAUUUGUAUGAAGCUUAG
Molecule: messenger RNA, 1332 nt
Organism: Lodderomyces beijingensis
Lineage: Eukaryota; Fungi; Ascomycota; Pichiomycetes; Serinales; Debaryomycetaceae
Source: the annotation of a GenBank genome assembly